Camelina sativa (false flax) is the source of this 1315-nucleotide messenger RNA. Its product is annotated as protein TIFY 6B. Gene Ontology annotation, cellular component: nucleus. Gene Ontology annotation, biological process: regulation of jasmonic acid mediated signaling pathway; response to wounding; regulation of defense response. Lineage: Eukaryota; Viridiplantae; Streptophyta; Magnoliopsida; Brassicales; Brassicaceae. The record is from RefSeq and is a predicted model, not a curated record.
CUCCCAACAGAGGAGGAAUGAACUGGUCGUUCUCAAACAAAGUCUCUGCUGCUUCUUCUCAGUUUCUAUCUUUCAGGCCAUCUCAAGAAGAUAGACAUAGAAAGUCUGGAAAUUACCAUCUGCCGCACUCUGGUUCCUUCAUGCCAUCAUCGGUAGCAGAUGUAUAUGAUUCAAACCGCAAAGCUCCUUACAGUUCUGUACAGGGAGUAAGAAUGUUCCCUAAUUCCAACCAACAGGAAGAAACUAACGCAGUUUCCAUGUCCAUGCCGGGUUUCCAGUCUCAUCAUUACGCGGCAGGAGGAAGAGGCUUCAUCAGCAAUAGCAAUAACUCACAACCUUUGGUAGGAGUUCCUAUCAUGGCACCUCCUAUUUCAAUCCUUCCUCCUCCCGGCACCAUUGUAGGGACAACUGAUAUUAGAUCUUCUUCCAAGCCACUAGGGGCACCUGCGCAGUUGACGAUCUUUUAUGCCGGUUCAGUUUGUGUUUACGAUGACAUAUCUCCUGAAAAGGCAAAGGCGAUAAUGUUGCUAGCUGGGAAUGGUUCUCCUAUGCCUCAAGCCUUUUCACCACCUCAAACUCAUCAUCAACAUGGGGUCCAUCAUACUCGUGCCUCUGUUGAUUCUUCAGCUAUGCCUCCUAGCUUCAUGCCUACAAUAUCUUAUCUUAGUCCUGAAGCUGGAAGUAGCACAAAUGGACUUGGAGCAGCAAAACUAACAAGAGGCUUGACAUCAACAUGUCACGACAACCAAACUAAUGCAUCCAAUAUCAAUUGCUCAGUAGCUGUUUCAGGUUCUACCAGUGUAAUGGCUCCAACAGUGGCUUUACCCCUGGCUCGCAAAGCAUCUCUGGCUAGGUUUUUAGAAAAACGCAAAGAAAGGGUCACGAGCGUAUCGCCAUAUUGCGUAGACAAGAAGUCAUCGACAGAUUGUCGCAGAUCAAUGUCCGAAUGCAUUAGUUCUUCUCUGAGCUCUGCAACCUAACGUCAUCUACAGCAAGAUGAAGGUUGCUUUUAGACCACUCCACACCCAUAUUUGCAUUUCAAUGGCGGCCUUUCAGUUUCUCAGUUAUUUUUUUUUCUCCUCUGGCUACACUGAGUUUCUUCGUAGCUUAUAUAUAUACGAUAGUGUAUACUUUGUUUACCAGAUUUUGGUCUAGUGGAACGCUUAUGAGGGCAAAACAGACACGUACUUGGGAAAAUUAGUAGAAACUGUUUGUUUGUUUCUUUACUCUUUUCUUUUGUAUAUAUCACUCAAGGCUCUCAAGCUCGCGUAUGUAUAAUUCAUUUAAUGGAACUGGUUCGCUUCUGUUUCCCGUA